Messenger RNA from Protobothrops mucrosquamatus (brown spotted pit viper), 1678 nucleotides. It is a transcript of the gene LPL, whose product is annotated as lipoprotein lipase. The transcript is spliced from 12 exons. The record is from RefSeq and is a predicted model, not a curated record. Gene Ontology annotation, biological process: lipid metabolic process. NCBI's taxonomy places the organism in Eukaryota, Metazoa, Chordata, Lepidosauria, Squamata, Viperidae. Gene Ontology annotation, molecular function: lipoprotein lipase activity; apolipoprotein binding. The coding region runs from base 1 to 1656 and encodes 551 amino acids.
AUGGAAAUUAUACAUCAAAUGCAAAAUCGAGUAAUAAGCAGUGCAGGAAACAUUAUAGAAAACGAGAAAGACUUCAGUGGUAUUGAGAGUAAAUUUUCUUUAAGAAUACCUGAAAAGCCUGAUGAAGACAUUUGUCACCUAGUUCCUGGACAGGAAAGAAGUGUAGCAGAUUGCAACUUCAAUCAUACCAGUAAAACUUUUGUGGUUAUACAUGGAUGGACGUUCACAAAUGCAUUUCAGGCGUGUUGCAACAUCACCAUGGAAAUUAUACAUCAAAUGCAAAAUCGAGUAAUAAGCAGUGCAGGAAACAUUAUUGAAAACGAGAAAGACUUCAGUGGUAUUGAGAGUAAAUUUUCUUUAAGAAUACCUGAAAAGCCUGAUGAAGACAUUUGUCACCUAGUUCCUGGACAGGAAAGAAGUGUAGCAGAUUGCAACUUCAAUCAUACCAGUAAAACUUUUGUGGUUAUACAUGGAUGGACGGUGACUGGCAUGUAUGAGAGCUGGGUUCCUAAGCUGGUGAGGGCACUGUACAACAGGGAACCUGAUUCUAAUGUCAUUGUGGUUAACUGGUUAGCUCGAGCCAGUUUGCAUUAUACAACGUCUGCAUACUUUACAAAGGAGGUGGGAGAAGAUCUUGCUGCAUUCGUUGAUUGGAUGGAGGAGCAGUUCAGUUAUUCUCUCAGCAAUGUCCAUUUGCUGGGAUACAGCCUCGGUGCCCAUGUUGCUGGCAUUGCUGGAAGCCUGACCAACAGAAAGAUUAAUAGAAUUACAGGGUUAGAUCCUGCUGGGCCCCUCUUUGAAUAUGCUGAGGCAUCCAGGCGCCUUUCUCCAGACGAUGCCGUCUUUGUAGACGUCUUGCAUACUUUCAUCAGAGGCUCCCCAGAUCGCAGCAUUGGCAUACAGCAGCCGGUGGGCCACAUUGAUAUCUAUCCCAACGGAGGUGGCUUCCAGCCAGGUUGCAAUUUAGCUGAAGCCCUGCGCCUGAUUGCCCAGAAAGGCUUCCAAGAAUCUGAUCAGCUGAUAAAAUGCUCUCAUGAACGCUCCAUCCACCUCUUCAUUGAUUCCCUCUUGUAUGAAGAAAAACCCAUCAUGGCGUAUCGAUGCAAUUCAAAAGAAACAUUUGAAAGAGGGCUUUGCUUGAGCUGCCGAAAGAAUCGUUGCAACAAUUUAGGGUAUGAAGUCAAAAGAGUGGGAAACAAGAGGAUCAGCAAAAUGUAUUUAAAGACCCGUGCAUAUGCGCCUUAUAAAGUCUUUCAUUUCCAGGUCAAGGUACAUUUUUUUGGAAAAUUGAACAUUACCAAGAGAAACGAGCCAUUUCUUAUUUCUUUUUAUGGCACCAAGAAGGAAAGUGAGGACAUACCGUUUGUAAUGCCUGAGAUCUCCACUAACAAAACAAGUUCCUUCCUGGUAUGUACCGAAGUUGAUAUUGGAGAACUGCUUAUAGUAAAACUUCAGUGGGAAAAAGAAUCUUUUUUCAGUUUUAGAUGGUGGGAUACCCCUGAAUUUAGCAUACGAGUAGUCAGAAUCAAAGCUGGAGAAACCCAGAAAAAGUUGAUGUUCUGCUCACAGAAUGGAUCUUCUUUCCUCCAAAAAGGGGGUGAAGCUGCAGAAUUUCUGAGAUGUAAUAAGAAAAAACAUAAUGACACAGAUUCGUGAGACCAGGCCAGGAUAAUGAAUG